AUUCGUACGAUUUAAAAACAACUGUUAAUAUCAUAUGUAAAUAUAAAUUAUUAUGCUUAGUUAUUCGGAUAAUAACACUUUCUUAUUUGUAAAAGGGGAAGUGGUUACAGAUACCAUGAUAUCUGCUUAUAAUUCUUUAAUUAAUAAAAAAUACUCUGCCUUAUGGAUUAGCCAUGAUGAAUGCAAGACUUUAACCGAAACUGAUAAAAAUUCAGGAUCAGGAUAUCCUAAAAUUUUUGUUUGUGAUCCAUUUGAGGGGCCAAGUUUUGAAUAUUUGCAAGCACAGCAACCUCAGAUUAACAAAAUAUAUGGACCCUUUGUUAUUAUCCAAUGCAUUAUGGAUGAUGUACCUAUACCAAAUUGGGAAGUUCCGAUAUAUUCAAUGUCAAUGUCAAACAUGAUAGUCUGUUGUACGAAUAUUUAUAAUGAACAAAAGACAGAAAUAUUCAGAAAAAUUUCAAAAAUGAAGGGUGAAAUAUCGAGAGAUUUGACAAUUGACGUGACUCAUUUAAUCACAAAUAAAGUAGGCACUAAAAAAUAUAUCAUUGCUUCACAGUUGAAUAUUCCAAUCUACACCCCCUCGUGGAUCGACGAAAUAUGGCAGAGGUCUCAAAAGGAAAUCUUCAGCGAUUGCGUCUCGGAAUCCUUUGACAAACACAAAUGCCCUAUAUUUUACGGCCUGGUAAUUUCCUUGUCACAAUUUGACGCGGAUGAAAGGCGGGAUGCUAAGCUAUUGAUCGAAAAUAAUGGCGGUACUUACACUGGAGAAAUGAGGAUGAAUUACGUGACCCACCUGAUUCUCAAGGAAGCCUCUGGCAUGAAAUACAAAUAUGCCACCAAGUGGGGAAAUAUCAAGAUAGUUAAUCCGCAUUGGUUGACGGAUUGCGUUUCGCAUAACAGGUUUAUCGAAGAAUCAGCUUACUCCUUCCCACUUACUCCUCCGAAUAAUUCAUCCAUCCCUUCCGCCUAUCCCAGUGAAGCAACCAACAACGCCGAUGGGAGUAAAGUCAAAAGUUUUUUUGAAGAAUCGAACGGUAUUGACGUUAAAAGAGGUGAUAAAGGUCCAUCCCAAUCUACUCCUAACGGGACAUUGAGUUGCAAGGAUGCCAAAACUGACUUCAAAAACCAUAUAGAAAUUUCUAGAAUUUCGCCUUGUCAAAGUUUCAUACCACAAACGUGCGAAAAGCUUAGCCAAUUUAAUGUCCGUGAUUCUAAUCUAACGUCAACCCAAACUCAACACUCAGGGAACGACGAAUCACCACCACGCAAUAAUUCGACUCCUAAACCAAUACAAAUCGAUAUGGACAUAUUGAGCCAAUACCUACCUGUCACAUCUUCCAAUAAAACUUCCGGUGACAUGUCAAGCACCUUGGGAAUAUCGUCUCAAGGUAUCCAUAAUCAGACCACCGCCAAUUUUGACAAUGGCAUCCACCCAAACCCUCUAUCUGCUCAGACCGGAGUUGAACCCAGGGGAUCGGAUUCGACAAUGUUUGUCACUUCUAGUGGAAUACAAAAAGAAAAUGUCCCGCCAUCCGUGAAGACAUCGGUAAAGGUUCACAUAGACAACGAUUCCCGACAUCUGCCCAUCCAUUCCGGGUUUCGAAUCGAUGAAGCAUUAAAGUCGCUCAACGCGCUGGAUAAGGUCCUCGUCAACAAGAAGAGGCGUUCGAGUAUUUCCUUAUCCCAAAUAUUUUACGAAAAAGCUCAGAAAAUUAUCCAUAAAAUGUCUCAGGAAAAUGGUCUUGAUGGUGACGCUUUUCCGGUUUCCGCUGUCGAAACAAAAUCGAUUCCAGCAAAAAAACUUAAGAAAGCUCGACGCGAACUCAAGAAAAACGCCCAACUUACCCGCGCUUCUCAGGAACACACCUUUCUUCCCGCCUCCGUCAUAGAUUCUCCGACAUCAUCUUCGUCAAUCGAACGCGAUUUUAAAGAUUCUCAAGAUGAUGUUACCGAUAAGAGGCCUAAGAGAUCAAACGUCAAGAAAGUCAGCGAAAAUAGUCUAAGCUUCGUGAAGAAUCAUGAGCCGAUCCUGAAAGGGUGCAUUAUAGCGGUAAGCAAAAAAUUGGCCAUGAACCAAAAGCAACUCAACAAAAUGGCCACGGAUAUGGGUGCCGAAGUUAAAUGGGUCUACGAUAAGUCGUGCACUCAUUUUGUAUAUCAGGGAAAAGUCAAGGAUAGGUCGAAAGAAUUCCGCCAGGCACAGCAAGACAAUAAAAUCAUAGUAGGACCUGAUUGGUUAAUUGCUUGCUCUCAAAAUGGCGUAAAGCAUUGUGAGUCUCUUUAUCCAUAUACACGUGAUCCGAGACUUUUUUUAAGCGACAUGUCUCCCAUUCAAACACCUUAUCGCACCAACAAAAAAAGCGUUGUCAAAAGUAACAGGAUCCUCAGUUCGAACGAUACUACAAUGCAGUUAGAUCCCGCUUUACCCGAAAAUUCGACAAUAAACACGAAUUUUUCUACGUUACCCGAUAUUUCGACCGAACGCCGCCAAACGGGCAUAGAACAAGAACUGCAAGAUAUUAUCUCCAAGACUAGAACCAUUUACCAGAGGAACAGAAAAUCCAAACGUAAAUUGAAGAAGGGAAUGGCGGAAACAAUCAAAAACUUGGAAGAUGAACAUAACGCCAUGAACGUAUCUCGAAAGCUUGACCACCUGGAAUGUACGAAUAGACUCUCGGCCAAUAACGUUAACAAUUAUAUCCAUAAUAACUUCGCUUGUUCCGAUAAUUCUCAGUCGCAAAACAUUCAGAUAACGUGGGAAGAUCCCGUAGGAAAACGCGAAAGGGAGAAAAUAUCGAAACAGCUGAGUUUGCUAUCCUCCACCUCCCCCCUUACCCCACUAUCAAAAGACCUCUUUAACACCACCAACGAUAAUUCGACCACCAAUAUUACUUUUAAGAUGUCCGAAAACUCGACCAUGAUGAAUCAAUUUCCUAAAGCCCCUCCUCUAGCGUUUCAUAAACAAACCUCGUCAGUCGUUUCCACCAAAAUUAAUUUCUCUAAACAGAGAGAUUCUGCCACUACCGAAGACAUUGUAGGAAUUGCGGAUAUGAAAAGUUCUACAUUCGUGGAGGAUAAAUCUAAGAACUUCAAGGGUAUCAUGAAUGAGUGCGAUAUAAGUAACAUAGGUCAAGAUACCACAGCGAAGCCUAAAUUCAUGUUUUCGGCCCUUUCAGAAGAGGAUAAAAUUCAUUACGGAUCUCUGAUUGAAGGAUUAGGCGGAACCGUGUCCGAUAUGGUGUGUUUUGACCCGCAAGCUACUCAUUUGUUGGUGGACGUUCCCAUGAGAACGGAAAAAUAUUUGGCGAGUAUAGCCAAAGGACUUUGGGUACUCCAUAAAUCCUAUUUGGAGACUUGCUCCCAAGCGGGACAUUUUAUAAAAGAAGAAUAUCACGAAUGGGGUUCGGAAUCAACAAAUCAAUUGAUAGCCAAUCGGAACAAAGGUUGCAAAGAUUUGGCCAAAGCUGCUCGUCAAUGGAGAAUAAUGAUCAAAGCAUCUAAAUCGGAAGAAGAAAGAACAAAGCUACCUAGUGGAGCCUUUUCCUCGUGGGUCGUUUUACUGUACAUAGCACCUAAUCACUUAACUAACAUAGAAAGGUUACUCGAAGCGGGUUCGGCUCGAGUCCUAAAAUAUUCCAAAAUCAACUCCAAUCCCAAAACAGAUUUCGCUCGUUUUCUCGCCGCCAAUUCCGUGACACAUGCUUUUGUAGACGUAAAUAAGAUGGGCACUCAACAAUAUUUUGAUUUAGAUGCCUUGGUGAAGUGCAGCGUCAAAUGCCUCAAACCCGAAUUUAUCCCUUCUUAUUUGUGCGAUCCUUGUAAUGUUACUCACGAAAAUUUCCUAUUAGACCAAUUGAAACGCCGCUUAUAAAAAAAAAUUAAAACAUAAUAUAAUUAAUAUAAGGUAAAACCUUUGGAAAAUGAUGCAAAAAGAUUGGAAAAAAUAAAUAAAGGAGGA
This is a messenger RNA of Gordionus sp. m RMFG-2023, 3958 nucleotides long. RefSeq names its product DNA topoisomerase 2-binding protein 1-like. The record is from RefSeq and is a predicted model, not a curated record. The transcript has 24 exons. Lineage: Eukaryota; Metazoa; Nematomorpha; Gordioida; Chordodea; Parachordodidae. The coding region runs from base 53 to 3871 and encodes 1272 amino acids. Gene Ontology annotation, biological process: mitotic G2 DNA damage checkpoint signaling; mitotic DNA replication checkpoint signaling; DNA replication initiation.